UAUUCAAGUACUUCAUUUUUUAUAUAUAUAAAGUUAAACCCACAAUUAAAGAUAUUGUGAAAUACAAUUCUAAAACAUGAAUACCGCAUUGGUUUUGACUCUUUUGUUUUGCGUCGGUCUUACCGUCAACGCCAAAACAGCUAAUAUGCCAGAGAAACCUACCCAUCAUCCCCCCACCCCUGAGCCCGAGCCUGACCCAGAGGAGUUUCAGUGCGAUGCUUGCAUAACGUUUGCAACUGUUAUCGAUGAGUUGGUCGAAGAGAGAUUACCAUUGGACGAAGUUGAAAGAGAUGCCAGCUUAAUAUGCCGCAUAUUACCAGGUACCUUAGGAGAAUUUUGCGAACAACACUUACUUCCAAAAGUUGACAAAAUCUACGAAGAAUGCCACAAGCAUGAACCUCAAGAUGUAUGUGAUCGUUUGGACUUCUGUUAGAGAGACAUUAAAAAAAAUGUUAGAAUACUGUACAUACAUAUAUUUAAAAAAGUGUAAAAUAAAUUUUUAAAUCAAAUCGA
Molecule: messenger RNA, 513 nt
Organism: Diabrotica virgifera virgifera (western corn rootworm)
Lineage: Eukaryota; Metazoa; Arthropoda; Insecta; Coleoptera; Chrysomelidae
Exons: 4
Coding region: 77-433 (118 amino acids)
Source: RefSeq, a predicted model, not a curated record